AUGCUGCAGCCCCUCCACCCACCCACCCAGCCUUCCACCACUACCACCAGACCCAACUCCCCAACACAACCCUUCCAAUCCCUUCCAGAAGUACGCGCGGCCUUCGACACCCUCCUCCGCACCUCCUACCGCUUCAGCGCCCCAAGCAUGGGGCUCACCGCCCCGCAGAUCUCGGCCAACUACGCCGCGCUCCAAACCGAGCAACUUGCCGUGUGGAGCGAAGCGACCCUCUUCGCACAGCGGUUCCGCCCCUUUUACCGGCACGCCUACCCGGACCUCCCGGCCAAGGAGCAGCGCGGCGCCGCCAUCAUCAACCUGCACCUCGUCAGCCUGCGCGUCUGCCUGCACUCGUGCCUGCUGGGCAGCAACCGCGCCGCGCUGGCGCACUACCGGGCCGACCUGCAACACACGUGCGAGCUGGUCGAGGCCCUGAUGACCACGUUCCCGCACCAUCGGCCGAGUUUCAUGCUGGAGACGGGGGUCCUCCCGCCGCUGUAUCUGGCGGCCAUCCUGGGGGAUGAUUACCGUGUGCGGUGGCGCGCGAUCGGGCUGAUGCGGAGCUGGCCGCACCGCGAGGGCCCGUUUGAUUCGAACUGGUUGGCAUCGUUGGCGGAGGAGGCGUUGUGGUUGGAUUUGAGGCGGAGGUGUGAGGCCGAGGCGGGGUUUGGGGCGGUGGUUUUGGUUCCCGGGGGUGGGGAUGCAGAGGAAGAGGAAGAGCUGACGGCAGAUGAUCUCCUUCGUGAACUGCGGGGGGUUCGUCGCAGGAAAUUGGAGAUGUUGUUGCGGACGAAACGGCUGCGGAAGCCUACGCUUGAUGAAGAUGUGGAGGUGGAGGUGGACGCGGACGCGGACGCGGUGGGGUGGUAUCCGUUGGACGCGGUCGGCCCGGUUAAGGGGAUGGGGAGCUGGUCGUGUGUGAGGGCGUUUCAUGCGGCGACGCGGGGGAGUGCGGGAGGAUAUUUAUUUGUUUUAUGA
Molecule: messenger RNA, 975 nt
Organism: Aspergillus fijiensis CBS 313.89
Lineage: Eukaryota; Fungi; Ascomycota; Eurotiomycetes; Eurotiales; Aspergillaceae
Exons: 1
Coding region: 1-975 (324 amino acids)
Source: RefSeq, a predicted model, not a curated record